Folsomia candida is the source of this 2015-nucleotide messenger RNA. Its product is annotated as UDP-glucuronosyltransferase 2B20. The record is from RefSeq and is a predicted model, not a curated record. Lineage: Eukaryota; Metazoa; Arthropoda; Collembola; Entomobryomorpha; Isotomidae. The transcript is spliced from 5 exons. Gene Ontology annotation, molecular function: UDP-glycosyltransferase activity. Bases 402 to 1976 code for a protein of 524 amino acids.
AGUCGGGAAAAGGUGAAGUUCUGAAUGAAGGCCGAAGUUUGAAGUGCAACCCAGAACAAAGAAUUUACAACUUUACAUAGUAAUCCUGUAGUUGGUCAUAUAAAAAACUUAGUAAAUCUCUCUGAUUCGUUCUGAACGAAAUCUACAUUAGUCCGAUACAUCUCGUAUGAUGUAAUACUCUUUCAGAUUCAUGCAAAAACACUGCAUACGUAAUUGGUUUGUUAUAUUGCUGGAUACUUCAUGCCUUCAUGCACUAUACAUAUCUGAGUCGGUGAGAAUUAAGCAGAAUGAUGAUAUAACUCAAGGACAUUUCAACAAUUGUGUUACUUUCGGUUAGUAUGCUUUUGCUGUCCCAUCGACUCGUAUAGUGGACAAUUUAUCUACAAAAUUUCUCUUUUAAUAUGGGUCAUUUUGUACCCGUAGCGUCAUCCUUAUUUAUUAUAGUGGUCGCUUUCACUCAAAUUGCUUCUGCAGAAAGGAUACUCUUUAUCUUACCAUUGGCCACGAGAAGUGAGACUCAUUUGUUCACCCCAUUAGCGAAAGAAUUAGCUUUGAAGGGGCACAAUAUUACAUUUGUGACUCCUUCGCCUUCCAAUAUCAAACUCAAUAACUUUAAGGAAAUCGUCCCAAUUGCUCCUUUUGUGUUGGAAGACUUUGACAAUGUCGCCACGGAUCCAAUCGAAAGCAGGAGACGAAGUCGGAACAAGUUGGCGUGGAUUAUGUCAUUUGAGUUCCAAUUUAUUUUCGAUGGAUGUCAUGCAGUUUUCAACAACCCAGAAUUUCAAGCAUUACUUGAGGAGCAGUUUGAUUUGCUAAUUAUUAGCUCAAAUUUCAACAAUUGUUUUGACGGCUUGGUACAUAAAUUUCAAGCUCCAUUUAUCAGCAUGAGCAGUAUGCCGGUAUCGGGAUUCAUUGCACAAAUGACGGGAAUGCGUAUGCCACCGUCUUUUGUCCCUAAUCCAAUGUUGGAAUUUUCGGAUGACAUGACCUUUUGGCAACGUUUGGUCAACUCUCUGAUGACUUGGACGUUUAAUUUUCUUUUCGUUCGAGUUGUUGUUCCGUCAAAUACAGAAAUCUACCGAAAAUAUCUUGGGCAAGACUAUCCCGACGUGGCUCAGAUUGAAUCCGGUGUCAGCAUGAUUUUCAGUAAUAGUCAUUUCUCCAUCAACAGUCCAAGACCUGUUUUCCCAGAUAUUGUGGAAAUUGGGGGAAUUCAUUGCCGGGGAGCUGAGCCUUUGCCACAGAAUUUGGAUGAGUGGCUGUCCGCUGCGCCGGAAGGUUUCAUUUUCUUUAGUUUGGGAUCCGUGAUAAAAGGAGUCACUCUUCCGGAGGAAACUAGAAAAAUGUUCUUAAAUGUGUUUUCCAGAUUAAAGCAAAGGGUGCUUUGGAAAUUUGAAUCGGAGCAAAUGACGAACCUUCCAGCAAACGUUAAAUUGAAUAAAUGGUUAUCUCAGCAGGACGUUCUUGGUCACAAGAAUAUCAAGUUAUUCAUAAGUCACGGAGGACUAUUGAGCACUCAGGAGAGCACAUAUCAUGGCGUCCCAAUUUUGGGAAUUCCAUUUGCGGUCGACCAGGAUGUGAAUAUGUUACAGACAGAGAAAUUGGGAUUUUCUCUCACACUUGAAAUAAUGGACUUGACUGAGGAGAAAUUGGAAGUUGCGAUUAAUUAUAUUUUGAAGAAUUCAACAUAUGCGGACAAUGCAAAGCAAGCAGCGAAAAUAUUUCGCGACCGGGCUGAAAGUCCUCUGAAAACGGCCGUGUUCUGGACGGAGUAUGUUUUGCGACAUAAAGGAGCCUCCCAGUUGAGGUCCACAGCUCGAAAACUCACCACCUUCCAGUACCACUCUUUCGACAUCAUCAUGUUCCUCGUGAUCACUGUUCUAGUUUUCAUUUUGAUUCUGGUUCAGCUUUUCAGACUGUGCUGGUGUAGAAAGUCGACAACUGAUAAAGCACUUUUAAAGAAAAAAUGGCAAUAGCUUCAAUCAAUAAAUAAAAUAGAUAUGUAUAUUACCCUA